AUGGAAAUGAGCAACAUCGAGAAGCUUGUGGCGAAGGCUAAGGUCGCCGAACAGGCCGAAAGAUACGACGAUAUGGCCGAGGCAAUGAAGGAAAUUACGAAAACGGGUCAUAGCUUGACUCCUGAGGAAAGAAACCUUUUGUCGGUUGCGUACAAGAACGUUGUCGGAGCCAGGCGAUCUUCGUGGCGAGUCGUGUCUAGUAUAGAAGGAAAGUCUGACACUAACGAGAGAAAAAAGGAAAUCGCGACGAAAUACAAAGUAAAAAUCGAGAAAGAGUUACAAGAUGUCUGUAAUGUCGUACUG
Molecule: messenger RNA, 303 nt
Organism: Paramuricea clavata
Lineage: Eukaryota; Metazoa; Cnidaria; Anthozoa; Malacalcyonacea; Plexauridae
Source: the annotation of a GenBank genome assembly